Messenger RNA from Onychostoma macrolepis, 1201 nucleotides. RefSeq names its product CD209 antigen-like protein 2. The coding region runs from base 64 to 675 and encodes 203 amino acids. The record is from RefSeq and is a predicted model, not a curated record. Lineage: Eukaryota; Metazoa; Chordata; Actinopteri; Cypriniformes; Cyprinidae. The transcript has 5 exons.
ACAUUAUAGGCAACGUGCUAAAGAUCACAACUCAUCUGUGAAGACUGUCAUCCACAGUGACUAAUGGAGGACGAGGAUGUUUAUCAAAAUGUUGAACACAAAGACAUUAAGGACACAUUUGGACCUCAAACACAAAAUCACAAGCAGGUACAAGGAAAAGCUAAAAAUUGCAGAGGAAGUAGUUGUUUGGUGUUGAUCACAGUGGGUCUCGGGCUCAUUUGUGUUCUUCUGCUGGUCUUCAUCAUACUGCAGCACAUCACCAUCACAGCAGAGAGAGACCUGAUAAAGAGCUUACAGGACAAUAACACGGAUCUAAUGCAGAAGAAAGGUUGGUUUUUCAUGUCCAAUGAGUUGAAGAGCUGGUCUGACAGCAGGCAGUACUGCAGGGAUCGUGGUGGUGAUCUGGUCAUUAUCAACACUGAAGAGAAGCAGAGACUCAUAUCUUCAUUCACCACAGAGAGUGUUUGGAUUGGUUUGUCUGACACAGAGAACGAGGGCAACAUGACAUGGGUGGAUAAUUCACCAAUGAAACAAGGGUUUUGGGUCGAGGGUGAGCCAAAUAACCAUGGUGGAUAUGAGGACUGUAUUGAACUGAAUGCUGCAGACCCUAUCCUGAGCAACUGGAAUGAUCUGUCAUGCAAUUACACAAGAAACGGGAUUUGUGAGAAAUACUGAGAAAUACAUAGGCUUGUCAUGUUUUUACUUGUAUUAUCGUAUGGAGUCAUUCUUAUUGUGAUAUGAGAAUGUAUAAUUUCCGAUUGAGUUUACUGUCUGUUUUAGUUUAUUUCAUCAUAUUAACGGCUGGGUACUAUGGCACAACAAACCUCUUAUGUGUUGCUCCAUUAUAGCAGCAUGUUAAUAUAUGUCCUUAUUUCAGCUGAGUCUCAUUUGUUGGUCUGAAGUGUUGAGGUUGCAAUUAUUCGUCCGAUUAUGCUGAUAUUAAGUGUCUGUGCAACUGCUUUUGAUUUACAUUGCUUUCUUUUUUAAUAAAACUGUUGAUUGACGGUAUUAGCACAGCAUUUUUGUUUUCAUUUCAUAUUCUUGUGCAUCUGCUUCACUGUAUUUGACACCUGACUAUGGAGAGAUUUCCUCCAGAACUGUGCAAAGGUAUAAGGUGGAUAUUAGUAAAAUAACAUCUGACUAUUUAAGUGAAUAUGCUAUAAAGUUAGUGAGGAGCGUCUCGCUGCAGAACACAAGAUCC